Chroicocephalus ridibundus (black-headed gull) is the source of this 3693-nucleotide messenger RNA. RefSeq names its product purinergic receptor P2X 7 (gene P2RX7). NCBI's taxonomy places the organism in Eukaryota, Metazoa, Chordata, Aves, Charadriiformes, Laridae. Gene Ontology annotation, molecular function: purinergic nucleotide receptor activity; extracellularly ATP-gated monoatomic cation channel activity; ATP binding. Gene Ontology annotation, biological process: response to ATP; cell surface receptor signaling pathway; calcium ion transmembrane transport. The record is from RefSeq and is a predicted model, not a curated record. The coding region runs from base 684 to 2417 and encodes 577 amino acids. The transcript has 13 exons. Gene Ontology annotation, cellular component: plasma membrane; nuclear inner membrane.
UUGGUUCUGCUGAGAGGAGUAGUGACUUUGUCACUCUGUUUUAAUCCCAUGACCUGAUACAAAACCAAUCUAAGACCAAAUAGGAUGAGGAUGGUGUCCUGUGCAAUGUCAGAUAAGGAGCUGGAGAUCUCUGUGGCCAUUGAUGACCCAAAAGCUUGCUUUACCAUCGCCCUGCGCCUUUCAUGGCCAUUGCUACCCCUGCAAAGUGGGUGUUGCAUGCGUCUGCCCAGUCCAGAGGUGCAUUACAUCAUCUUUGCAUUAGUGUGAAGUGUUGGGUGGUGGAGAGUCAGGCUCAGAAGUAGGUCAGUAUAACACUGGCUUCCAUCCAUUUAGCCUCAUCUCUACGGUUGUCCCAGCAUUACUUCAGACUGGUAAAGUCUGGUAGUACUGAGGAGAGAUGGUAACAUCAACAGAAGGUGAGAAGAACAGUGCUGAGCAAUCAGCUCUGGAACUCCAGGCUGAAAUUUGGUGCUUUUUCUGUGAACAGACCAAAGGGUGUGUCUCUUCAGGGAGUUCUUGAUUCCAUCAACUGUUGUUCUUUAGGAGGCUUGUGGUGCCAUUCUCAUACAGGUUUCUGACUGUGCCUUUAAGUGCAGUGGCCUGGGAAGGAUGUAGGGGUGGAAGAAGACAGCCCCAGGUAGCUGCAGUUUUCAAAAGCCAGCACCUCGCAGGAAGUGCUAGCAAUGGGUGUAAGUGUCUGCCUGGAGGGCCUGACUCAGUACAACUCUCCGAAAUACGUACGCAUUCAGAGUGUUACAUGGGGAUGUCUGAAAGCUUUCGUUUAUUUAACUUUUGCUGUGUCUGUUUGUUGUAUAGUCAUGAUUUUCAGACUCCAUCAGGAGGAGGAUGAAGUUGACAGCUCAGUUCGCACUAGUGUGAAGGGAGUGACUUUCACAAACAACAGGAUCUGGGAUACAGCAGAAUACACUAUACCAAUGCAGGCAACAAACUCUUUUUUCGUGAUGACCAACAUCAUUAAGACAGAGAAUCAGCUUAAGCAGAGUUGCCCUGAGUAUCCCUUCGCCAAAGCUAUCUGCUCUUCAGACAACGACUGUAAAAAUGGGAGUGCAGAUAUCCACAGUAAUGGAAUUCAAACAGGAAGAUGUGUGGUUUAUAAUGCAACUUUUAAAACCUGCGAGGUCAAUGCAUGGUGCCCUGUGCAAUACAUGGGAGAACCCCCUGAGCCUGCUGUUCUGAGGAGUUCUGAAGACUUCACUGUGCUAAUAAAGAACAACAUUCAAUUCCCAAAAUUUAAUUACACCAUACUAAAUAUUCCAACAAUUUUUAAUACUUCCUGCACAUACAACAAGACAAUUUUCCCACUCUGUCCCAUUUUCCGUCUGGGAGAUAUCGUUCAGGAAGCAAAACAGAAGUUUUCUGAGAUGGCAGUAAAGGGAGGAAUCAUUGCCAUCAAGAUUAACUGGGACUGUAACUUGGACAGCUGGUUUUAUGACUGCAGUCCGAAGUAUGGUUUCCAGCGCCUUGAUGACAAAAAAAUAAUGCCUGGAUUCCACUUCAGAUACGCAAAGUAUUACAAGCUACCAGAAGGGAAGGAGCAGAGAACCCUUUACAAAGUCUAUGGAAUACGGUUUGAUGUCAUUGUCUUCGGCACAGGUAGAAAAUUUAACAUCAUUGAACUCAUGAGAAACAUUGGGUCCAUGAUCUCCUAUUUUGGUUUGGUUGCGAGUGCCAUUGAAGUUGUUCUUUCUAUUGUUCGUUACUCCAGCUGCGGCAAAUCAGCAUUCUGCAAAAUUUACAACAGGAAAAAGUAUGAGACUGUGCUGAAUCCAAGACAGGUGAUGUAUGUGUCCUAUGUUGAUGAGCCACAUGUUACCUUGAUAAAGGAGCCUCUGAAAACAAGCUUGCAGCAUGCUCAAGGCAGCAUUGUUGAGAGCCACCCUGUGAAAUUCUGUGAUGCUGGCAGCUGCUGCACCAGUGAGUCCAAUGAACACUGUGAUAAUGAAGAAUCUGAGCCAAUGCGCUCCACUGAGUCCAACAAGAACGAUGAUAAUGAAGAACACGAGCUGAGGCAACCUCUUAGACAAGACGCCUCUUCCCCAGGCAGCCCAAAGUGGUGCUGCUGUGGGAAAUGCCUGCCAACACAGAAGUACCAUGAGCAGCUCUGCUGCCGAAGGAAAAAAGGGCAGUGCAUCACAACCUCCCACUGGUUUCAGCAGCUGGUGCUGUCCAGUCGCACCCUGAAGAAAGCCCUUCUCUACAAAGACCCCUUUCUGGACUUGACGGAUGGCAAUAUCAAGAACCAGAUGCGCCGCCUUGCUUUCAGGCAAUACAUUCACUGGCGCUUUGGCUCUUUUGAUCUGGAAGACAGAGCCGUCAUCCCAAGCUGCUGCAGGUGGCAAAUUAGAGAUACUUAUCCCAAAGCAGGCAACAACUAUACUGGUUUUAAGGUGGAAUGAGGAUGUAGCACAACUUGAGAUCAUACUGUGGCUCUCCUUGGAUGUUUAACCUUUGUUCUCUUUCAUGGACCUUCUUUAAAAAAAAAAAAGAAGAAAGCGUGUGACUUCCCAAAAUCUUCUGUAGUACUGUAGCUGAAUUUUUGUAUGCUGUUUUUGGAGAGGCACAAUAGCCUACUGCUUAGCAUAGAGGAACAAACACCUUGAGCUAAAGUGCUUGCUUCUGCUUCUGCUUCAUUCUGUGAGUCACCCCACAUGGUUUGGAAAUGUAGGCUCUGGGGUGAAUUCUUAAGCACUACAUUUCAGUGGGAGGUUCUGGGCCUCCUGCCUUCGCACUGGUGCGUAACAGAAUCCCAUCUGAGCCAGGAGGUGACCAGCACCCUGAAAAUAAGAUGGAGCCAAGAGUAAUCUCAAAGCAUGACCCCUUGAAGGAAAGAAGUCCAAAAGUGAUAUCAUUUGAAAACGUGAGCAUUUUUCUCCCCCAGCCUCACCACUUUUCUGCAGGCCUGGCUCAAGAAGCUCUAGAAAGAGGCCACUGAGCAUGGAGUUUCAUAACUCGCUGUUGAAGGCCUCGUGGUCUGUCCGGAUCAGACAGGCUCAUUUUAGACGAUUUCAAUGACACAGACAAAGCAUUUUCUGAAAAGCCGAGCUGUUCUCUUUGUAUUACUCCUUUUAGCUUGAACUCAGGAAUUACAGUGAAAAGUACUUUUACCGUCUUCGUGUAAUAUUUUUGGACAUUUCAUUUGCAGUGUUGGACUUUGGCCUUCUGUUUGCUCCUAACUUCAAACAGGCCUUGCCUCCUACACCUCCUCCUACUGAACUUGGCACGGUGCGAGUGGCUUUGUGCUACGAUGCAUAAGGCCAGAGUAGAGCCAAGGCGCAGCAAAUUCAGGGUAGAUUAACCUGUGGUCCAACACCUUUUCAAUUCUUUCUUUUUUGUUAUACUUGGACAUGUUCUAUUUUUAUAGAAACAAGGUGAGAAGGAUUGUAACAUGUAUAUUCUGCACUCCUUUCAACUGAGCUUUGUUCUUUCUGAGCUAACACAGCAGUUUGCCAUUUGUACUUCCCACAUAUAUUUUAAGAUACAUUGCUGGCAGAUUAUGCCAACUGCAUUUGUAUCUUUAGUUGUAAUAUGCAUUAAUUGUAUUAACAUUCAUAUUGCAGCAUCUUAUAUAUCUAGAGUGAGAAAAUAUUAUAGUUGGCAUUAAUGCAUUCCUGUUCUGAAAAAGGAACCGACUCUCCUUUUGGAAAGAAUUACACUGAAUAUUUACUUAAGACU